This is a messenger RNA of Drosophila obscura, 1312 nucleotides long. RefSeq lists its product as uncharacterized. The transcript is spliced from 3 exons. The record is from RefSeq and is a predicted model, not a curated record. NCBI's taxonomy places the organism in Eukaryota, Metazoa, Arthropoda, Insecta, Diptera, Drosophilidae. Gene Ontology annotation, molecular function: hydrolase activity, hydrolyzing N-glycosyl compounds. Bases 160 to 1251 code for a protein of 363 amino acids.
UGGACGGUACGAAGUCAGCCCCCGCACAAAGAGCAUACAAUGGAGCGCAGAUUAGCUUGGCUGUUAGCUGCAGGCGUCGUGCAGGCCGGUGUCCAAUCCACUGAGCAGAGCUGAGCAGAGCAAUUCCGCAUUUGUACGCGCACUCACAGUUCGCCUUCGAUGCCAGACGGACGUACAGCAGCACCACAGCAGGAGGAGACGGCGGCGGCAGGAGAGGAGCCGGCGACAGGCAAAAGGUACGCGAUACUCGACUGCGAUGGCGGCAGCGACGAUGCCUGGGCCCUGUUGCUGCUGUUGCACGCAGAGCGCAGCCAGCUGGUGAAGCUCCUGGCUGUGACCACCAUCGGGUGCGGCAACACCACCCGCGAGCAUGCCGCGCGCAACAUGCGACGCAUCCUAAACGCCUGCGACAGACAAGAUGUGCCCAUCUAUCUGGGGGCCGUGGAGCCCCUGAUUAGCUGCAGCGAAGAUGACAAGAAGUAUUUCCAUGGACGCGACGGCUUCGGCGACUGCUUGGCGGCGUGUGACAGCGAGGAGUCGCUGGAGAGCCUCGUGCAGCCGGAGCAUGCGGUGACCGCCAUUUACGAGCUGUGCCGCAAGCGACCCAAACAGAUCACCGUGUUCGCGGUGGGGCCGCUGACAAAUCUGGCCCUCGGCUACACCAUGUACGGUGAGGAGUUCGGCCAGCAGCUGAGGGACCUCUACAUUAUGGGCGGCAACUAUCAAGGCGUGGGCAACUCCUCGCGCUCCGCCGAGUUUAACUUCCAUUCCGAUCCGGAGGCCGCGCAUGCCGUGCUGCUCAAGACACACUGUCCGAUCACCAUUCUGCCCUGGGAGCCCUGUCUUCCAGAGCGUUUCAACAUACACAUUAACUGGCGCCUGGAGGAGUUCGCGGUGAGGGCGGCGUCCGUCCAGCAUUCGGCCAUCACUCUGCUGAACCGCGUGGAGAGCGCCCAGUGGCUGCCCAUGAUCGAACAGUAUGGGAUCGACACUUGGAAUCCCUGCGAUGCCAUUGUGGUGGCCGUUUGGCUGUUCGAGGACCGGCUGGUGCGGAAGCAAAGUACGUGGCAUGCCACAGUUGAUCUGCGGGGCACGCAUACGCGCGGCCAGAUGGUGCUCGAUCAUCUGCGUGAGCGGGAAAAGUAUCCGGAGAAUGUGCGCAUCAUCGAGCUGGUGGACUCGGAGUUCUUCAAGCGGAUUGUCGAGUGGGUGGCGGGGCUGGAUGGUGGCGAAUUCCGUCCGAAUAAAUAAUAAUACGAGUAGCACAUCAAAUAAACCCAUUAAAAUGCACAAAUAGCGUAUCUCAAGUCGC